Dunckerocampus dactyliophorus (ringed pipefish) is the source of this 12220-nucleotide messenger RNA. It is a transcript of the gene il7r, whose product is annotated as interleukin 7 receptor. Bases 6730 to 8016 code for a protein of 428 amino acids. Gene Ontology annotation, biological process: cytokine-mediated signaling pathway; hemopoiesis; positive regulation of receptor signaling pathway via JAK-STAT. The transcript is spliced from 8 exons. Lineage: Eukaryota; Metazoa; Chordata; Actinopteri; Syngnathiformes; Syngnathidae. Gene Ontology annotation, molecular function: protein binding; cytokine receptor activity. The record is from RefSeq and is a predicted model, not a curated record. Gene Ontology annotation, cellular component: external side of plasma membrane; membrane.
UGGACAAAUAUGGUCACAUUUCCUGGUUCUAGUCAGGACUCGAGCAGCAGCAUUCUGGAUGUACGGCAGCUGUUUUACUGCUCGUUUAGAGAGCCCGGUGAGAAGGCCGUUACAGUAGUCUAGCCUGCUGGAGACAAAGGCAUGGAUUAGUCUCUUUAAAUCUGGCUUAGACACUAUUCCCUUGAUUUUGGCAAUGUUUUUAGGUAGUAAAAAGAUAAUGUUAUUGAUUUAAUGUGGCUGUUUAAAAUUCAGAUCUGAGUCCAUUAUUACCCCUACAUUUCCUGAUGAUUAGGUUUUAGAUAAAGAAUCUCAAGGUGGCUAAUAAUACUUUCUCUUUGUUUCUGUGGGCCAAAGACAAUGAUUUCAGUUUUGUCUGAGUUUAGCUGGAGAAAGUUGUUUUGCAUCCACACACUGAUCUGUUUGAUGGAGUGACAUUGCAGCUGCGUAUUAGUAGGCCUGCAGGAAACAUGUAGAGAUUGAACAAUAGGGGUCCCAGGAUUGACCCCUGGGAAACCCAACAGGUCAUAUCCUUUUGCGCUGAGACACAGUUACCAAUUCCAACAAAGUACUUCCUGUCCUCCAGAUAAGACUUGGACCAGUUUAGAGCAGUACCAGAGAUUCCCGCCCAGUUUUAUAACCUCUGUAAUAAGAUCACAUGAUAAACUGUGUCAAAGGCAGUGCUCAGGUCCAACAGAACUAAAAGUGAGACUUUGCCUGCAUUUGUGUUCAGACGGAUAUCAUUUGUCACCUUGAUCAGAGCUGUCUCAGUGCUGUGGUGGGGCCGAAACCUGUUUGGAACGUAUCAAACACAUUGUUGGAGAGGAGAAAGUCAGUAAGCUGUUGGUAUACAACCUUUUCUAAGACCUUCCCCAAGAAUGGCAUGUUUGAUAUGGGCUGAUAGUUGUUCAGUAUUGUGGCAUCAAUACUGCUCUUUUUCAGACGAGGCGUAAUGACAGCAGUUUUUAGGGCCUUUGAAAGUGUUCCAGUCUGAUGAGUGAGCAAACUGCUCAGCACAGAAAUCUAGUGGAUAACUCAUCGAGGCGGCACGUUGAUGGACCCAGACUGCAGAUGAUCUCUUCGACUGUUGUGGCAAUGACAGUUAUGAAAUGUGUCCGCUCGAGAUGUCUAGCUGGCUGCAGAAAACUUAUUUGUGUUGUGGUAAUGAUUGCAUUUUUACACCUUGAACUUUUUCGUGAACGAAUGUUGCAAACUCAUUGCACUUAGAUGUAGAAAUGAGUCGGAAGGGCAGUGAAACUGGAGGGUUUGUUCAUUUGUUUACUGUAGCAAACAGGACACAAGAGUUGUUACUACAGUUGGUAAUGAUUUUAGAAAAAUAACUCUCCCUUGUUCUACGCAAGGUUUGGUUGAGCUUUGACAUUUACUUUCGGCUCUCGGGCACUCCCUUUUCUGUGCCCAGACAGACUCAUAUGACAUAUGGGUGCAAAUGUGAGCAGUGGUACAACCUUUACACUUCCACUCCAGUCCUGUAGGUGGAGCUACUCCAAACUGGUUGCCAACUACUAAAUAAACUGAAAGACAAGGAGACGUUUUUUGCUGUUGUUUCCACAACGUUAUAAAUCCAUGCACCUUUAUUACAAACUGCACCAAGAAUGUUUUGAAUUCUUCCUUAGCUCAAGCCUCAUCACUAUGUUUGCAACAAAAGAAGCUAACAAGCUAAAUAGUCAACAAGAGUUGUAAUUGCUAAGAGUUAAGGUCACAUCAUGUUCUUAACCCUGACAACGAGGUCUAAAAGCAAGGAUGUCCACAGUGUGGCCCAGGAACCAUUUGCAGCGCGUGGCUUGUAUUUUAUUGGAAUGUGGCACACUGUAGGAAUAAAAUAAAAAAAAAAAACAGAAAAAAUGAGAAAAAUUGAGUAAAAGGCUUAACACAACAAAAAAAAGCUGAAAUGUUGAUACUAUUAACUAAUAAUACAGAAUUUAAUUUUUAAAUAUACAGUUCCCUCUCGCGACCGUGAUAAUUGAGCUUCCGCAAUAUAGGAUUCAAUGUUAUUAAAUGGAAUAUUUUAAUAGUUGGUGCACAGAAAUGACUUUCUAAAUACAGUUGCAGGGACAGUUGCGCGGGCUCGUGACUGCUGCUAGCUAGCAAGCUAACUAGCUAGUGAGCUAACCUGUUAGCUUCAGAUUUAUUUCUUCUAAACUUAAGAAGCCAAAAACCUACCACUUCCACACAAAAAGGGAGGAGAACUUUUGGCAUUGUCUCCACCAUUCCUGUGACCCUGAACGAGAUAAGCUGUAUUGAAAAUAACUGAUGUUUAACUGGGUGUCCCGUAAGGGAUUAAUUACAGUCAGAGGACCGUAUCAACUUCCCCUUCCCCAGACAGCACAUGGAACAAACCGUCGGGGUCAAACGAUGCAUUCACACCUGCUAAUUUGGUUUAGAUCAACGAAUGCAGCUAAAAAAAGUGUUGUGCAGACCUGCCAACAUGUAUGAAUUUGUCAUACUCAGCAAUUUGUCAGCUUCAUUGCUCUCCAUUUUGUUGCAUUUCACUGGUUUCAGUUUCAAGUUGAGUUUGUAAAACACAUAAAUAAAUAGAUAUUAUCAGCAAAAACAUUUCUGUCCCCCAGCGGCAUGACAGAAAAUAAUUGAGAACCACUGUCUUAAAAGUGCCUGUCGCCCGAAGUCAGCUGGGAUAGGCUCCAGCAUGCCCCCGCGACCCUAAUGAGGAUGAAGCGGUAUAGAAAAUGGAUGGAUGGAUGGAUGCCUUAAAACAACCCGUAACCUCAGAUUCCAGAAACGAGUGUAAUAAAAGCUUGGUUGUAACCAGACUACCAUUGCUGUGAAAUCAUUAACAAAGAGGCGAUGGCGUCGCGACACGACGGUGUGCUGUGAGUUUGAUGAAGAUAAAUCCAGGAAGAGGAUGUGGUGACAAAGGCGCUGAAGCUGCUCACGCAUGUGAUGAGCACCAAGUACAACUGAAAGCAAAAACAAGGAGAUGCAGGAAGCUGCUUUCACACAGCACACACAUGUCGCCAUGUCGCCAUCAGAGCGCCAUCUUCAAAGACUCUCCCAGUUUGGUGCGGCUUCUCUGAAUACUCGACACUCUGCGAGUUUGCCUUGUGGCUUCAUGAUAAAGACGUCAACAUGAUGGCUGAUGAAAAUAGAUGCAGCAUGCAUGAUGGCAUCGUACGCCACCCUUAACAGGAAGCAGCUCCAUGUCUACAUGGUGGUAAACUGAACGUUUACUAAUGCAGUGUUUCCCAACCUUUACUGCACCAAAGCACAUAUUUUACAUUACAAAAUCACACCACAAACAAAACUGUCGUAUGAAUGACAACAGGGGGGUACACAGCUUAAUUAUUACCUCCUGCCAUCUAGUGGACGAGCAUUUCAUUCAGUUUUUUGACAUGAAGUUUGUAUAACAUUCCCAUCAGCAGUGUAGUGCAUCAACAGUGACCUACCCCCCACUUGGUCCUGUGAGCCGAGUUCUGGUCAGAUUUAGGUGAUGAGGGACUGGUUAGUUGGUGGGACCACUAAUCCUGCAAACCUAUGUUUGCUUAAUCUACAACCAGUGGAUUGUAGAUUGUUGAUAAUGUACUGUUAGAUAUUAUUAUUAUUACACUACACACUAGAUUCAGUCUAAAAGCUCAGUGCAUUGUCAGUCUAAUAACCUCUCAUAGAGGCCUUCAGGACACACACAACUUACAUGACACACACAGACACUCACAUAGCACAAUCGGAGUUGUGCAACACAUAUACGACUAAUGGAAAAACACUGGGAGACACACAAUGAAUGCAUUUUUCUCACAAGCUUAACUAUCACAUCUACACAAACUUAACUUUCACUAUCUAGACAUUCCUUCCUCAUUGAUGAAAGGAGUCCAGCGCUUAACCAAAUAUAUUGCUCUUAUUUUUUAAUACAGUUUGAAAUCCUUUUAAAAUGUGUGAUCAUUGACUACUUCUCCGAGAUCAACGCAGUCCAAAGAACCGUGAAGAAAGGCUAUGGAGAAGUAACAGCCAUUACUGUGCUCUGAGGCUGCCUAUUUUCUGUGACCUGAGUUCAGAUUUGAGUGGGUAUACUUGGUGAAAAACCUGUAUUUUCACAUUGUUACUUUUUAUGAGCGCCACAGUCUCUGAGCAUAUAACUGGUUUUGCGCUUCUAGAGAAGGAAGAACAUUCUGGGUUGAAAACACUGUCCGCUCUUCUCUUCUCAGAGCGCUGUACGUUUAUUUUUUUGUUGUCUCCAGCUCACUUGUCUUGUCCCUCCACCAUUGCUAGGCAACGUUCACACAUCUCGUUGUCCUCUUUAUCCGUAUCAAUCACUCGUUUCUAUCUUCUUUUCUUGCAUGCCUCACUUGUUCUUCCAUGUCAGUCACUUAGUUUCUCCCCUUUUUCAUCUUUCUCUGUUGUAUUUAGAGUUUGGCACCAAUGCAAAGAUUUGAUUGGCUGAGUGGGUGGCUUAUGUUGGUCAUUGGAGUUACUAAAGUACCGUAAAGUCUAAAAAAUAUCACAGGUUUGCAAUAAAAGCGCCCCGUUAAAACUUCCAUCCAUCCAUUUUCUGUGCCGCUUAUCCUCACUGGGGGGUAUGCUGGAGCCUCGCGUCAAAACUUAACACACUUAAAUAAUUUACUGAGUAUAGAUCCAGGUCCACAUUUGACGGUUUCUGGGUCCAGACUCAGCCCGCGGGCCGCCAUUUUGUUAUCCCUGUCGUAAACCAUCAGGAAGUUCCUUUCGAAUAAACUCGGUUACAUAUUCCUCAACUCUCCUGCUUUGACUGCAAUUCUUCUGUCUCAGCAAGUUGAGGCCUACAGAGGUGCAUCAGUUCGUGUAAACAGGUGGCUCAUCAGAUUCUUAACAGUGCAGGGGAGUGAGGCAACUAAAACACUAAAACCACAGCUGAAGAUGUUCUGCGAUGCUGAGCCGAGAUACAAACCUCAGGCGUGUGGUUUGGCGGGGGCGGGUUUCUGGAGUCUGUUUACUUUGCAGUGAGCUUCAGUCCUCCCUAUGUCAUUUUUUAACCAAACAAUCCUUUAUUUCUAUAUUGAAUUUUGGAUUACUGAACUCUCCUGAACUGAAAACUACAAAACAUGAAGACUAGAUUUGUUCUCACCCUUUAGACUUUCCUUAGAUGCAUCAAGCUUAAAGCGCAGUGCGGUUCAGACCUUUGCACUAUGCAAAAUGUCCUGAAAUAACGCAAUUUCCUGUUAUUUAUGAUCAUCUCCUGGUGGAAAUUAUACAAUCAGACAUGAACCCCCUUCUCUGGCAGGAGGCGGUUCCACUGGGCACACCUGUAAUUGAUUGCAGCAGCUACGGUACUUAAGCUCACUGCUGUCAGCUGAGUAUUGCUGGAUUCUUCCUUGGUCUUCCCUGGCAUUCAGACAGCCGCACUUCCUCUGUAUGUAAACCUUUUCCACCAUUUAAUUCCGCUGCCUUUUUUUUUCCUGGUGGUUUGAGCCCUGCACUGUUUUGGACUUCUGACUACUGCCCAGUGGGCCGUGGCCUCCCCCAGCCAUGUUUGGGAGUUCUUUUGUUUUUGGACUGCUCCAUGGUGUGCCUUCUGCCCCAUCGCCUUGUGUUGAAACUUUCUGGACUGCAUUCAAGAAUUUCUAUAUUUUUGUGGCAACUCUGCGUGGGGUCCACGACACAACAAAACCCAAUGAAUGAGUAACGGACCUGCUUCUUUAUAAAUGUGAUGAGUUACCAGUUACCAAAAUAACUUUUGUAGUACUUUUUGGGGAAAAAAAAUAUGCGAAAGAAUUGGAAUUUAGCUUUGUAGUGGCAGUGCCUUUUGAGAGAGGGUUCGGUUAAGUUGACCUCGUGACUUGCAAUUCUCAGGCAAAACCCUAAGGGGCAACAACCACAACCACAUGACUAGCUAGUUAGCUUCCUGUGUAGUACUUGUGAACAAUGGGGACUGAAGCAACAUCCAGAUUGUUGUUAUAGAUGUCAGUCCAUAACAGCGCACCACAUUUCACUGUUGGUAACUGUGACUGGUUGCGUGUUUGUUUUGGUUGACGUUGGAAAAACUUACGUCAAAAUUUAGGCUCGGUUUGCGUGCAUUUUCCAGUUACCGUGCAAUAUGGCGCGUGUCUUAGGCACAAUAAUCAUGGGCUACUGUUGCAGCCGUAACCCAUGCUAAGCUAAAACUCAACUCUGAACCCGCAAUGACACUUCUGUCCACAUGUCUGGAACACAUUUAUUGCGAUACACACAAACACGUCUUAAAUGGCUUAUUUUCUAUUAUUAUGUCUGCUAUAAUGGGCAAUAAAGCGUAAAGGUGACUAUAGGGGUGCUAUUUCAUGUCUAGAGGGCUCUAAUAGUGUUAAAAACGGUACCUAGAAGGUCGUAAACAGGUUUUCUAUGCUCUAACUACAAAAAUAUUCCUUUUAUAAAUAUCUUUGCGGAAAUUUGCUUAUGACAGUCGAGUCUGGAACCAAUUAACCACGAUAAACGAGGGAAGACUGUAUUUCUUAUGUGAAAAUUGAGUCCGUUAGAGUGCGUUUUGGUUUGAGUCGGUUCUCCUGGAACGAAUGAAUGACGCAAACCAAGGUUCCACUGUCGUAAUGAAUUAACUACCCUUUACUGGACAACAAAAACGCCGUUACAGCCAACACUGCAGACUACUCCCAUUCAGCAGCUCAAAGAAGGAUGCUAAUGAACUUGCUGUCUGAUGCGCUGCUCUGUCAGAGUUGGUCAACUCCUCCUUUUCCUCCCUGACAAGACGAGCCGUCAGAUGCGGCGAAAUCAUCAGAGAAGAAGACAAACACAGAAAUGUUGUUUGUCUGCUGGAUGGCUCAGCUGCUGCUGUUGCUACUGCUGCCAGCAGCAAGUCUGGCUCAAAGCGGAGACGGAGGCGCUGACCUGGUUUCCGAGUCCAGAAUCAGCUGCAUGUCUCACAUCAGCACGACAGAAAGCAGUUUAACCUGCAAACUGAUUGGCAGCAGGAAUGAGGAUGAUGAAGACGAGGAUGACGGAGUGGAGUCGAUGACUGUGUGUUUUUACCAAAACCCGCAAGUGGACAGAUGUUUACCAGUGCCCGGAGACACCAUCACGUCCGCUGAUUUGAAUCCUCUGGCCCGUCUCAAAUUGACCAUCCACUUGAGAAGGGGCGGAACUGUCACAAAAUCCAUCCAGAUGAAUAAAAUCGUUAAACCUCGAAGCCCCGAGGUGUGGAAUGUGACUGUCAACCAUGAGUCAAACCAGGCUGUGUUUCACAUUCGGACGCCGUACCAGAAGGAAUACCUGAAAAUUGAAAAUCAGCUAUUUCAGUUGGUCAUCUGGACAUCCGACAAAAUGAUGGUAACCAUCCAUCGGAGCUGUGGUGUCCACGUUCACCAUGAGAUCAAAGAAUGUCAAACCCUUUUCCUCCAGAUUGAAAAUGUGUCAUCAUCAGACACGAUGACUGUCAACAUGGAGCACCUUCUUAAAAACUCCAAAUACCACGUCAAAGUGCGAGCGAUGCCGCUCAGGUCUCUGCAGGGUAGCUGGAGUGAGUGGAGCUACGCCUUUAACUUCUCCAUUCCUGAUGUCCAUUCACAAAGAGAUUAUGCAGAGGAGAUGAUGAAAAGACUGAUUGUGUGUUUCAUCCCGUGGGCCGUGCUGACGUUAGGCUUUCUUUUCUUCUGGAAAAAAAUCUUCCCGUACAUAUGGCCCAACAUUCUACAUCCAAAACCCACACUGGUGCAGAACUGUAAAACCAAUAAAAGUUCUCUUCUUCUCAACUUAAAACCCGAGGAGUUCAGUGCUCUUAAAAUCUACCCACCGGUGGAAAAAAACGAGCAGGAACCAGACAUGCUGAUCCGUCCUGCAGCCAAUCAUCCCUGUUCCCACCAAAGCUCUGAUGACAGCGCCAACACUGAAGAACUGGAGCUUUCCAUUCAGCUCAACAGCAGCUCCUCUGAUGAAGCCUCCAGCCUGCAGAGCUCCAGGUCGCUGCUGGAAGAGGAUGCUGCUCCUAAUCAGGGAUGUAGCAGUGGAAGGUCAACGCCUUACGUCAUUGGAGUGAAUCAAAAAGAGGAGGAUUACGUCACCAUGUCCAGUUUCUACCAAAUCAAGUAGGUAGCUAGGAUGAGUAUCUGUCAAACAUCAUUAGACUUAUUUUAGCACCACGAUCGGGUCAUCAUUUGUUCAAGGUCGUUCAACAGCAACACUCACAUUCUACCAAUGUUAGCAGUUUAGGCUUAGCGGUGUUAAUUGUACUGAGGUAUCCAAUUUACUUAGACAGGAAAUACCAGAUUAUGGUCAUUUGACAUAACAGAAAAGGUUGUCAGGGCCUUCAUUUACAUUUACAUUUAUUGUCCAGCACUUCAUUGCCGAUAUCAACUGAUACCGAUUUUAGCAGCAGCUCUUCCCUCUCUCAAACUAAUGUCAGGUCACAACUUGUGGAAUGAACUGGAUUUAUCUCACCAACACUGCUAAAUACUGCAACAUGCAAUGAAUGUUAUGGAACAAGUGCCAUAUUUACAGUACUUGCAACAUUUUGUCUCAACAAAAUCUAAAAAAAAAAAUCACGACCAAUAGUCACCGCAAAAAACAUGUUCUCCUACCUAUCAACAAGUAAGACAGUUAAUAAAUUAAUUAGUUAAUACUUAAUAAAUUCACAAAUAUGAGUACAAUUAACUAAUACUGGCAAUGAUACAUGAUUUGGAAAGCUGCACAUUUCUAUGUGGCACAAACAUCCGUAUAACAACAAAGUAAAGUGCCAAAUAUGAAACUUUAAUAUUAGAUUAGCAGUGUUAAAUGAAAACACCAUACUCACCCCUUGCAGCGCUUUACAAGCACCGCAAAUUGUGAAACUAGGAAAUAAUUCCCUGCGAUUGGCUGGCGACCAGUCCAGGGUGUACCCCGCCUCUCGCCUGAGGUCAGCUGGGAUAGACUCCAGCAUACCCGCGCGCGACCCUAGUGAGGAUAAGCGGCAUAGAAGAUGGAUGGAUGGAAAUAAUUCCAGACUGCGGACAUACCGAGCUGGUGUGGAGCAGGAUGUCAUCACUCGUGCCCAUAUCCUCAUAGGCAGAAAAAAUGAUCCUGACAUAACUUGAUAUAUCAUUUUUAUGCCAGUGUCGGACAAUAAUAUCGGACAUGCCUAAUGUUUAUUUUUUUAUAUAAAAAUGAAACAAAAAAGUCGAAAGUAUAACUUUUGCCUCCAUCGGUAAGCACUUUUAUCCGAGUCUUGUACGAUAAGUUACGACGUAUACGUCGGAUAUAUGCGACCUGACCGUUCAGACUGCAGUAGCAUCGGAUAUGUGUCGGAUUUAAAUCUACAUUUAAGGGCUGAGUCGCAUUUGAAAAAAUCGGAAUUGUACUGUUCACACUGACAUGAAAAAUUAGAUACAGGCCAGAUAUGAGCAAAAAAAAAUCGAAAUUGACCUUCAGCGUGAACACAGCCUAAUAGUGAUAGAAUGGCAAUGGACACGAGACACGGUGAAAGGACGGACUACUAGAUGGAGGAGGACUGUAACAGACAACUUUAUAUCGAGCUGGGAUCAUCACAUUGCAGAAUUGUUAGAGACAUGGGACAAGCGAUGUAUGAUGAAAAUCCUGACUUGCUAACAGCGCUUAUAUACCUUCCUUGAACAGGUGUAUGUCAGCUUGACAUGCUUACAUGUCAGGGCAUGUCUGUUCAACUUGAGAGCUGUGCUUUUACUGACAUUUCAGUGUGCCGGGAGCAGACUGAAAUCAAGAGACAUUCAAGAACUCAAAUAGCUCAGCGCAUUGUGAGUCUAAUAACUUCUCAUAGAGGCCCUCAGGACACAAAGAGGACACACACACACUGAUGCACGUUACAGUUGCGCAGCACUUACAUGCAACUGAUAGAAAAAUACAGGGAGAGACACGAUAGGUUCAUUGUUCUCACUCACACAAGCUUAACUUGUUUCUACACAAACUUGACUUUCACUUUCUAGAGAAGGGGCACGGCCACUGCCAUAUAGACUCUGGGGAUUUUCAUCCUCUGCUCUUUUCUGGAUCUUCCUCAUUGAUGAUAAGAGUCCAGCGCUGUAAGGAAAUAUGUAACGAAUUUUAAAUUGUGGGAUCAUUGACUACUUCUCCAAUUGCAAAGCGGUCCAAAGAAGCAGGAAGAAAGGCUAAACGGAAACAAUAGCCGUUACACACGCGUGAUUAAAAAGAUUUUCCUGGGCUCCGUGUAAGCGAUCGCUGGGUUUACAGAUGAUGAACACAUUAUUGCGCAUCUAAUAUGUCACUAUGUUGAUGAACAGAGGAGUUAUAAUGCGGGACCAAGUCAAUUGUGGUUGGUUUUUCAGGACUUCUGAUUGGCCCAAAUAUGCAUGACAACCGCUGAAUGUGUUUAUGUGGGCAGACAAUGUGAGUUUUUUGAAAAGAUCCGCGUUCAUGCGGACAUAGCUUGUAUCUCAUUCAUUUCUAACCUGUUGUGUUCAUGCAGGUUUAGGUGAAGGACAUAUCCUGAUGCAAAACCUUCCACUUUAGACAUGUCAUUUGUCGGGUUUUGCCAAGUGCAAUAACUUUAAUUUUCAUUUUAGGUGAAGAAAGUGACACAAUGCAUCGACAUUUUGAAGUAACUAUAAGUGAAACAAAUACUGAGUAGUACCACCGGCUGGUACGUAGGAUCGUUUUCUUUGAUUCUUCUUCUCACGCACUUGCUACUUGAGCACUUUUGGUUUAUUGGAGUUUUUGUGGUUGGUUCUUGGCUUUGAAGUGAGGAGAGAUGACAUGAUAUAUGACGUAAGAGGGUGGGAGGCCUCGUGAGUGGAGCUUUCGGAACAGUUUCACAUAUGGAUCUUUACAAAGCUGCUAGUUUCCUAAGAUAUUUGUUGCUGAAUGACUCUGGACCUCUUAUUCUCAUGUAUGUAAGAGGAUGUGGUCUUAUAGGACAGGAUGUUUUGCUACAGCAAUCACAUUUGCUAAACACAAAGCUGCAACUUAAAUCAUGUUUCAUACAGCAAUAAACAUGCCCAGAUGAUGUUGCCGUACAUUUUGCUGCUGAUGAAUCUGUACUAAAUACCUUGUGCUUGUGAUAUUUAGUCAAUCUUGAAUGUUGAAAUAAAUGCUUACAAUGGAGGUCUCCUGUGGGUUUUUUUUUUCAUGUGUAAAUCUGCCUGUUUUUGGUUUCGAAAAUCAAUUAUUUAGUUUUAUUCCCUAAAAAUAGCCAGUUGGAUUGAAAUUAUAUGUGUAUUACUUUGAGCAAAAAAAGAAAAUUUAAGUUGCUAACUAAAGUGGCUGUCCACACUGGGCAGCUUAGUGAACUGAAAAAAUAGACAUAUACAUAAAAAAAUGUGUAUAAAUAUAUUUCAAAAUGAAUGUGUCAUUAAUGAAAUACAAAUCAACUUUUUAUUUUUAUUUUUUUUACAGGUCACAAAUGUAGAAGUCUUGUACUGCAGUCGUCCCUUGCAAUAGCGUGGCACGAUUAUUGCUCCCUUGCUCUAUCGCGUUUUUUCAAAAAUGUAUUAAUGAAUAAAUGAUCGCUGUUUCGUGGUUGACUCUGGCGUAUCAGUAGAGAAAUAUUGAAAAACAAAGGUAUAUGUAAUAUUCUGUAAUGUACAGUAUGUGCGUGUCAGGAUGAGUGCGUGGGGAUUCCCACUGGUUGUAUGUAUUUUUGUACUUAGGAUACUGCUUUAUCGUGUUUCUUAAACUUUUCCUUUCAAUUUGGUAUCAAAUUAAUAUGCAGACUUAAAUCAUAAUGAUUGCAAGGUGACUAAGGGGAAGCUCAAGUUCAACCCAUUCAAACGGAAGGAUCUCAACAUCCGGCUGAAACAAAAGAUAUGUAGGAUAAAGACCUUCAAGGGAUGAAAAAAAUAAGAUUAAUUAUCUGUAAUUAAUUGAUCUAAUCAUUCUCCAUUCAUUGGACCGACAACUCUCACUUGAUUCUCCAUUUUCGCGACUCAUCGCUCCUCACCUUGCCCUCCCAACUGCAAUGGGAAUCUAUCAGCUAAUGCUGAACAAGCCCAAACACAAUGACAGCCAGUCAAUGUCCACUUCAGGGUGCCACUGACCAUUGUUUUCCACCCCCAACAACUCAAGCGCAAGCAGCCCAACACGUAAAACAGAUUUUUUUUUCAAAUAAAAAGACAACAUGCAUACAGAAAAUGUAAACUGUAAAAAUUUGAUUCAUGUGAUUAAAAAAAAACACUCUAAAUAUGACUGCAGUUAAUGAAUCGCAAUUGAUGAACAAAUUUGACAUCCCCCAAAAAUUACAUUUACUAUAUGUAAAUAUACUGUACAUGUUUAAAGAAAAUACAUUUUGUCAUUAUUAGUUAUUUGUAUCGAUAUUUCAGCUUUUCGCUUUCAA